Molecule: messenger RNA, 869 nt
Organism: Leptomonas pyrrhocoris
Lineage: Eukaryota; Euglenozoa; Kinetoplastea; Trypanosomatida; Trypanosomatidae
Exons: 1
Coding region: 57-869 (270 amino acids)
Source: RefSeq, a predicted model, not a curated record
AGCGUACAAAGCUUCUUCUUUUUUUCUUUCUCUCGGCUCGGUACUCGCCAGAGAAAAUGGUUCCUUGGGGGCCGCUGCAGCGGCAAUUAAUGACGUACCUAGCGCGUCAUCCGCAGUUUCAGAAGGCAAUCAAAAAUGCGAGCCAGCGGGUGGUGGCACAUUCAACGUUUCAGAAGGCGAAGAAAAGUGUUUAUUCCGCUUUUGAGAAGGCGGGCGAAAAUGCGGCUCGUGGAGCGAGCACGGCCGGACAAGGUGCCGGGAGAGGUGCUAGUGAGUCUACUUUUGGACGAUGGAAGCGCAAAUCUGCAGAGCAGUGGCAAACGCAUUUGGUCAAAGCGGCAAGCUUCAUCUUUGCGAAUUUCAUGACCCUUUUGAUCCUGAUCCAAUUCGGGCCAAUGCUCUGGCACUAUUGCAAGAAUGGCGUGCUUUAUCUUACCAGCGCCAACCAGACCCCCGAAAAGGAACACGGCGAGAAGCGACGGAGGAAAAGGAGCGAAAAGACGGAAAGUGCAGAGACGACCUUUCAAAUCGAAGCAGCAGACGGUAGUAUGCGUCGCGCAAUUCUACAAAGUGUGCCCCAGCCGGUGGGCAAAGGCAGUUGCGCAUCGGAGCCCGCUCCACCAGCGGCACCUUCGCGCUCUCAAUGGAGUCCGUCUUCCUCUCUCUUUGACGACACCACCGAGGUUGGGAAGAGCGCCGAUGUGCAGCAGACUUUCAACAGCAUGCACAAUGAUGUCUUCCGCACACCGGAUGGAGGCGCGCAGAUUGAUUUCAAUACAUCCUUUCUGGUCAAGAUGGGAGACGAGACGACGUUUACGUCCUCCCUUGAGCGUGAAGGUCUGACUGGUAGCACAGUGUCUCGCUCAUAG